UGUUGAAGUAGACAUGGAGAGUGCCUCUGAAACACACAGUGGUGAAAAUACUACUCCAGAUGACUGGAUGGAUUUGGCUGUAGACAGUCCUGCUGACAGUCCUGCUGCUACACAGAAACCCUCAGAAAAAGAGGAUUUUAAACUGUCCCUGAUCACCUGGAAUGUGGACGGGCUUGAUUUCGAAAAACGUCCAGAGCGUGCCAGAGGCCUGUUUAAAUAUUUAAACUUACACAACCCUGAUGUGGUGUUCCUGCAGGAGCUCGUUCCCCAUUAUGUCCAGUUCUUGAAGGAACAGCUCGUCAACUAUAUGAUGAUUGAAGGUGGUCGGAACGGUUGCUUCACAGGGAUGUUGCUGAAAAAGUCACGAGUCAAACUUGUGGAGAGUGAGAUAGUAGCUUAUCCCACCACUAAGAUGAUGAGGAACCUGCUGGUCGCUCAGGUGAUCGUCAACGGUCAGAAGCUGUGCCUGAUGACAUCCCACUUUGAGAGCUGUAAGGAAAAUACUGCAGAGCGUCUGAAACAGCUGCAUGUGGUGAAGCGGAGGUUUAAACAUGCACCUGAUGAUGUCACCGUUGUGUUUGGGGGAGACACAAACCUGAGGGAUGCGGAGGUGACCAAGGUGGGCCUGCCUGCAACUGUCUGUGAUGUGUGGGAACGACUGGGCAAGCAGGAGCACUGCCGCUACACAUGGGACACCUCUGCCAACAACAACAAAACUUUUCCCUUUGUCGCUCGCUGCCGCUUUGACAGAAUCUACCUCCGCCCGGCCAUCAGAGGUGGAGUCCCUCAUCUGGCCCCUGAUCACAUGGCCUUGGUGGGGUUGGAGAAGCUGGACUGUGGACGCUACACUAGUGAUCACUGGGGAAUCUACUGCACCUUCUCAGCUGAAUAGAAAUACACAAAGCAACCAAAAACAUGACAGUUAAGCAUUUUAUUUUUAAUCAGCCGCUCUUUAAAUUACUGUAACACUAUGCAGGAAGAUGUUCUUAUUGCCUGUAAACGAUUCACCUUAUUUUAAUCAGUUUUAUCCUCUAAUGUGUGUCUGCUUAAGUGUUUUAUGUGGUUAAAAUGACAAAUUAAAAUAUGAAAAGUA
This is a messenger RNA of Neolamprologus brichardi, 1093 nucleotides long. Its product is annotated as tyrosyl-DNA phosphodiesterase 2-like. Gene Ontology annotation, cellular component: cytoplasm; PML body. Gene Ontology annotation, molecular function: 5'-tyrosyl-DNA phosphodiesterase activity; single-stranded DNA binding. Lineage: Eukaryota; Metazoa; Chordata; Actinopteri; Cichliformes; Cichlidae. Gene Ontology annotation, biological process: double-strand break repair. The record is from RefSeq and is a predicted model, not a curated record.